Molecule: messenger RNA, 706 nt
Organism: Linepithema humile (Argentine ant)
Lineage: Eukaryota; Metazoa; Arthropoda; Insecta; Hymenoptera; Formicidae
Product: ribonuclease Y-like
Source: RefSeq, a predicted model, not a curated record
UGAAUUUUAACUUUCUCUUCGGAGCCAUAACGCAUCUUACUUACUUAACGUAACUUUCGUAGAUGGUUGUAGACGUUUUGUUUCGUACAAGAUACAAUGGAAGAAAUAAGAAAAUUAAAAGAAAAACAUGUGAAAAUAAAUGUGUCAGUGCUGGAAAAUUUGUUAUCAUCGCAGACAGAAAUUACAGAUGAAUUUAAAAGAAAACAAGAUCAACAAUUAAAUGAAGUUGAUAUUAAAAUUGAGCAAGCAACGUCAAAAUUGGAUCUUUUAAAAAAAACGCUAUGUAGAGAGACUCAAAUUUUGGAGCAAAAAAAUAGUGAAUUAUCAAAACAAAAUGAUUAUUUGAAAGAAUUAGAAACUGAGAAAAAAAAAUUAUUACAAGAGGUUAAACAAUUGGAAAGAGAACAAAACAAAUUGAAAUCUGCAAAACCAUCUGACAAAGAUCAGCAUUUGCUAGAACAAGGAAUGAAAAAUACAAAUUGUAUGAAAAUUUAACUAAAAUACAUUGGGAUUAUGAAACUACAAAAGAUGGUACUGUUGAAGGUUAUGUAACAAACAAAAGUGAUUAUAUCCAUCAUUUUUCUUACAAAGCUCAAGAGAUUGGUGACAAAUUACAUGAUUCUCUAUGGCAUGAAAUAUAUUUAUCUACUAGUAAGGCUGAAACUGAAAACAAAAAUGUCUAACCAAAACACUUUGACUAAUAUUA